AUGUUGAAAAGAAAUAAAGCAAAUGUUGUAAAUAAUACUGAAGUAGCUGAAGUUAAACAAACUCCAACGCCUUCACAAGCAAAACCUUCAAUGACUCCUGAACCUAUGAAAGUACAAACUCCUGUUCAAAAGUCAACUCCUAAACCGACUCCAACAUUUAAACCAGAACCUACUCCUCAAAUAAAUCGUAAAACUCCUGCGUUUCCUUACUGA
This is a messenger RNA of Trichomonas vaginalis G3, 213 nucleotides long. RefSeq lists its product as uncharacterized. Bases 1 to 213 code for a protein of 70 amino acids. The transcript has a single exon. The record is from RefSeq and is a predicted model, not a curated record. NCBI's taxonomy places the organism in Eukaryota, Parabasalia, Trichomonadida, Trichomonadidae.